Messenger RNA from Delphinapterus leucas (beluga whale), 5615 nucleotides. It is a transcript of the gene NUDT6, whose product is annotated as nudix hydrolase 6. The record is from RefSeq and is a predicted model, not a curated record. NCBI's taxonomy places the organism in Eukaryota, Metazoa, Chordata, Mammalia, Artiodactyla, Monodontidae. Gene Ontology annotation, molecular function: ADP-ribose diphosphatase activity; NAD binding; NADH pyrophosphatase activity.
GCAGAUUCUUAACCACUGUGCCACCAGGGAAGCCCAAUAAUCUUUCUUAAAUAAGCAUUUUUAUUACCUCAUUUUUGGACUCAGGGUCUAAUAGACUGGUGAGGUCUGUUUCAUUAUUUGUUCUUUCAGGAGAUUUCUCUUGUUCUUUUUAUUGGGAGUAGUUCCUCUGUUUUUUAACUUUCUCUGUCUCCGUGAAUUUAGGAGAAACCAUUAUCUACUUUGAUCUUGAAGGGGUGUUUCCCUGUGUAGACUGUGUGAGUCUGUUAUUUUGGUGCAAGGGCUUGUUUUGGUAUAGAUGCCAGCCACUUCUUUCUUCAGAGUGUGCUGGCUGUUAUCCCAUUGAUAGGGGUUGUAAUAGGUGUUGUGGUGUGCAGAACCUGUGCUAGAUGAGGAGCAGGGCCUCCUCUUUGCUCCAUGGCUGUCACCACCCUGUUGGGGGCAGUGUCUGCUCCCCAGUUGUUGAAGAAGCCCUAAUGGUUGGGUGCAGUUAGGUUCAGUUGCCCUUGAGUGUGUGGUCUGCCCCAAAGGAGGUGACCGCAGAAGCAUAUAAGGCCUGUGUAGUCACAGUGAACCUGUGCACCUGUAGUUGCCCACGGUUUCGCCCAGAAGCAGCCCAUGGUCUCGUCCCUUUCUCUGUUGUGUUCAUCCCAGACCCAGUGCUAGGCUGUGGUGCAGAGUAGGCUGGGGCUGGAGGCUGUGACUGCAGGAAUUGAGGUUGCUGUGCUGCACCUGGGACCUGGGCAGCCUCUGUGGUAGACCUCUACCAGGACCUGCCAGCCCCACAUCCAGCUCCACCCUGCAGUGCGAAGUGGGUGGAGCUGGAGCCAGAGCACUCCCACGGGAAACGUACCACUGCGUACUCCUGCCCAGGGCCUGUCUGCUCAAGACGCAGCAUCCAGCCACUCUGCUUUUUUAUGGCACCACCUAUGCAUGCGCUGACCAAGUCUGCUGCAGCCGACCUGCCCCUGCUGUCCACACACCUACCACAGGCUCCGAGGUUCUCCCCAGACCACACCUCAGACUCUUCAAGUUGUCUCUGUGCAGCUAUAUCGAGUCCUCUCCCAGGGACUUGGAGAUUUGGCAGUUAGCCACUGCACGUAAUUGUGGCACGGCCCGGUGCAGCACUGACAGUGUCUGCUCAGUUUGAUCCACCACCCGCAUGUGUGCACUGACAGUGGUCUCUGCAGUUUGGCCCUGAUCCACCUCAGGCGGCCCAGUCUGUAUGCGCAGCUAGAUUGAAUCUCUGCCCUUAUCUCACACCAGGCUGAGGUGUGGAGUAAGCGGGACCCAGGCGUUCACCCCUCCGGAUUGGGAAGUGUGGCAAGGCGGCAUCCGCCAGUGCUGGUCUCUUUUUGCCCUGAUUGUUAGCAAGCCAGCAUGCACACACUCCUCACAAGCAGAGUCUAGGCUUCUCCAGCCCCUCUAUCUGACUCAGCAGAUUUCCCAGCAGGCAAUGGGGCUCCCCGGGCCAAGCGUCUGCCUGUAUGGACCGUCUCUCCUUUACAGAUGGGAAUGGUAAAAUAUUUGGUUUGAGAGCUAGAUUGGGAACAGAAUUAAAGAGCCUCAUACACCCAAAUAAGAACUAUAGGCAACUAGAAGUAACAGAAGUUUUUAAGAGAAGUACCAUGCUUAGAGGUCAGAUGCUUUCAUGCUCAGGAGUAUAAGUGACGAGAAUAAUUACUUUGAUACUUUCUGAGACUUCAGUAAAUAUUGGUGGAUAGAGUCAUAGAUUUUUCUCCUCAUAUAUGUUUUUAAAUUUUAAACUAAUAUUCAUAAUUAUAGCUGAAAGCAGUAUCAAUCAUUUCUCAGAAAUGCUAUCUGAAAGCACUCUCAUGGUAUUAAGUAACGUUAAAGUUUUAGUUAAGGCAGGAUCUGUGACUCAAACUAAACUUUAUCUUCAACAGAUUUUUAUUGGGUACCUAAAGUAGUAUUGUGCCUAGCCAUCAGUAAGUUUUAUAUUUGAAUUGGAGUACAUAUAUAUAUAUAUAUGUAUAUGUAUAUUUGAUGGUAAUGAGUGGAGAGUGAGUAGGAAGCAAGACUGAAUGGUAAAAAUAGGGCCUAGUUAUGAGGGGGCCUGAGAGCCAGGAAGAGGAGUUUAGAUUUGACAUAGAAACAAUUCAGAUUUUGUUUACUGAAAGAUUUUGAUUGAGGUGACAGUGAUGAAGAUGAUAUAUGGACAGCUAUACUCUGUUUAUUUAUCACUAUACUAUGUUAUUUACCCUUUUACCAUAGGGUAAAUUGCUAGAUCUAGAAAUUGGAGAUAGGGUGAAAGGCACGCAGAGAGGCUAUUUACCCAAAAUUAUGCAGAUAACGUAGUAGUAAAACCAAUCUAAUUUUAGAGUCUGUAAUCUUAAAAAAAAUUAGCCCAAACCUAAGUAAACUCAUUUCAUGUGAGAGUGAUAAGCCCUGAUUCUCUCCACAUUCAAUUCCAAGCAUCAAGUAAGGAUUUCAAAGACAUACAGCUAUUUCCCUACAUGCCUUGAAAUUAUGAGGAACACCAGAUGGUCCUUAUCUUACCCUACUCUAACCUACAAAAGAACAGUUCCCGUAGUCAUUAUUUUACUAUUUUAUCAUUCAGGUCUUAACUACCCUUAGGCCAAAGGAGGUUGUAUUAAUAUAUAAUAUUUAGUACCCAAGGUCUGAGAAAACUUACUUAGGAUUUUGUUCAAUUAAAUUGGGUUAGACUGAAAGUGGAUAUUAUAACUCUGCAGUAUGGCAGAGAGAUGAUAUGCCCAAACAUUAUUGGCAGAUACCAUAUAUAUAUGGUAUACAAGUAUAUAUAAGUAACAUAAAUUGUUUAAUUUCUUUUGCUAAGUUGGAAAAAUAAUCUAUACCUUAGUAUAUAAAAGUUACUUCUAAAGAUAUUAUAAAAGGUUUUACUGUCUUUUAAGUGUAUCCCUUUAACUGUCUUUUUCUUGCAUUUAAAGAAGCAACAGUAUCACCAAAAUUUAAUUUUUUCUACGCUCAGGUGACAUAAGAAGUUGUACAAACAAAAUUGGAUCAGGAGACCUGGGUUCUAAGAUUUGGCCCUGCCAUUAGCUAGCUAUACAACUCUGGGCAAAUCUGUGAGCCCCUGGGAACCUAAGUUGCCCCAUUUAUGAAAUUAAGGAGUUAGAUUCGAUGAUCACAAAUGAAAUAUCCCAAUACUAUAAUUCUCCCUAUACACUUAUGCACAUGUAAGAUAAGAUACCAGAUAUAACCUGGUUUAAACCACUUUGGUAUUUUGGAAAGAAAAGGGUAAACUUUUAAGAUUUUAAAAGAGCACGCUGUGUCGUAAGUGACUUUAUCAAAUAAAAUUUCAUUAAGGACUUUGACAGAGACUGAAAGACAGCCAGAGUAAUGUGAUUGCUCCAUUCUGAGCAGUUUUUCAGGACUGGUGGAUCAACCAACUAAGAAUCUAUUUAUGUAAUUACUCAUUUAUUAAAACAUGGAAAUUCAUAGAGAACAAACCUAGGUCUAACUAAUAAUAUUAAAAAUUGGCUUGCAGUCUGAAAAAAAGAAAAGAAGGAGCUUCCCUGGCAGUUAUGGCUAACCUGUCUUACUCCAAACCUAGACAGCGUGAUGUUUUGGGGAUGGUUUUUUUUUUUUUCCCCUUAUAAAACCUUCCAAGACAAAUGAUUUAACAGCUUUAGUUUGCAGAAAUCAAACUUCCAGAGCAAUCUGUAUUGCAGCAAUUGAAAAGGAAAGAAUUGAAUUGAGCUUUAUUUUUAAAACAGGGCAAUAGUCAAAACUAUGUAUACUAAAUUUGCCUAAACUCCACUGUAAAUGACUAAAAACUUUUAUGAUUCUCAGUUAAUCGUGAUUGCAUUCAGUGCCUCUCUAGUUUUGUUCAUCUUAGUUUCAAAGAAAUAAUUGCUAAUGUUUUCUGGAAUGUUUGUUAGUAUUUUCCAAGGUAGUCAGGAAACAAAGGGAGACCCAAGAUUUAAUGACUAAACAAAAACUCCAAGAGACCUAUCCACAGUGGCAUUGUUUUAGCCAUUCUUCAUCCUGUAACAUGGGCUUAUAAAGAUGUGAGUGGAGAGUUUUCAAUCCUCCACCUCAAGUUUCCUUUGGGGGUCAGUUGCCUUUAGGGUCAAUUGAAGGUCAUACUUAAGCUGGGGGGACUUUUGAGUAAUUAACCCUAGAUAGGUUCCUAAAUGGUUUAUUUGAUGUCUCUUGGAACCAACAGCCAUAUCUCAAGAGGAUUAAAAACCCAAGUAAAGUGUAGCACCAGCUCUGCUAUGGCUUCUAGCCUACUAAAAAUUCAUAACCAAACAUUUGCUAACACUCGACCAUUCUCCAAGUCACUUGUUCUCCUAUCAUAGUACACAUUCGUGAUCCUAAUUGAUGAGGUUUUCAGGCUAAACAAAAUUAUUUUAAUUCCAUCGUUUUGCUAUUUAAUAGAAAUAAAAUCAGAUAAAUAAUGAUAAUUGUGAUGACAAAAUACUUCUGCAGAAAUUUUCUUAUUUAAUAAUGGUAUUUGUUAUUAUCUCCAUUUUUCAAAAAAACUUGAGAGAGGUUGCAGUAACUUUUUCAACAUUACACAACUGGUAAUUGGCAGAGUCAGAAUUUAAGCCUAGAGAGGAAUCUUUUCACUAAACUAAAGCAGAUGAAAACAUAAAUGGAAUUAAAACUUGGAUUUUUUUGAGGGAGUCAGUAGUUUUAUGGCAAUGCCUAUCAUACUUUGCAUAGGAUACAAAAGACUUCACUUGAAUGGGGUUUGUUUUUUAGGGAGGUAGUUUUUCGCUUUUUUUAAUACAUAGUACAGAUGCCACUGUCUAUUGUUUAGGUUGACAGUUCCAUUCAGUUCAGUUGCCAACGAUGAUACUUAAACAGUACAUAUUUGGCCUAAAGAAAAAAAAAAGAGGUUAGAACAAAAGUGUGUGAAGAAAAAUUAUUAUGGAGAAAAGGGACAUGAUUAAGUGAAGGAUAUAAAGAGUAAUUUUAGAAGUUAUGGCAGCUUCUAAUAAAGUUUGUGUAUGCAGUUUCUCACCAGGUGCUGAAGGUUAGUUUCCUUCCUGGCUGGAAGCUCCCCAGAAAGGAUUUACGGCAGCUUUGUCCUCAGAAAGCUUUACCUUUAAUCAGAUAAAGGGAAUCUCAGAAAAGGCUUCUUUCUGCAUCUUGCUGUAUCUCAUAUGUCUUCAGUUUAAGUUGAAAAAUAUGUGGAAGUUUCCAGGAGGCCUGUCAGAGCCUGGAGAAGAUAUUGGAGAUACAGCAGUUCGAGAAGUUUUUGAAGAGACUGGUAUAAAGUCAGAAUUCAGGUCCCUCCUGAGUAUUCGGCAACAGCACACCCAUCCUGGAGCUUUUGGAAAGUCAGAUAUGUAUAUUAUCUGCCGCCUAAAGCCAUAUUCAUUCACCAUAAAUUUUUGCCAGCGUGAAUGCUUAAGGUGUGAGUGGAUGGAUCUCAGCGACCUAGUCAAGACUGAAAAUACAACUCCGAUCACCAGCAGAGUUGCUAGGCUGCUGCUGUAUGGAUACAGAGAAGGGUUUGACAAGAUUGAUCUGACCAUGGAAGAACUUCCAGCAGUUUACACAGGCUUGUUCUAUAAAAUCUAUCACAAGGAACUGCCAGACAGUUAUAAAACUAUGACAGGCAUGGAUUAGAUUUAUAUUUACAUGGUUUUAAAAUGUUUAAG